AUGCAAACAUAACCAGAUCAAGAACGACUCAAUACACAGGCCAAUUAGAUAUAAGAACCGAUCUAAAAUAAGGCUCCCUUUUUCGAUUUAGAAUCUUCAGGGGAUGCAUUGGAAGAUGGAAGAGUGACUAAUCUAUAUUAUCAACGGAUGAUGGAUUUAAGUUUUUUUGUAUUCAAUUUUAUUGGGACUGGUUUAACUGUUAUUACAUUGGAAUUAAUUCAUUAUGAUGAAUAACCAGAAGCACGCUUGGUGAUUUUGUGGGUGAUAUUCAUAUCAAAUAUAAUAAUGAUGGGAUUGGCUGUAAUUAGGAAUCAAGUAAAACUGAAAUGGAGAGAGAGUAAAGGAGAUGUGUAUAGUGGAUUUACAAAGGAGCACGUAGAGUUGUUGAUGGAAAUUAUAAUUAUUGCUGCAUCUCCCCUACCUUUCUUAGAUAGUAUUAGUUUUUAUUUUACAAAUGAUUUUGUUGAUGGAGAUGUAUAUUAUUAUGCAAAUGAAUUGCUGUGUUUGACUCUGGCAUUUCGAGUAAUCUUCUUUAUUCGUACAACCUUAUUGAAUUCGUAUUGGCAUUCCAAUAGAACAGAUAGAGUCUGUAGUUUGUAUGCUAGUUAAGCUGAUUACAUGUUUACCAUAAAAUCUCUAAUGAGAAAUCAGCCAUUCACAGUUAAUUAUAGCGCUAUGAUUCUUCUGAUAUUUGUAUUUGGUUAUUGUCUAAGAAUAUGCGAGAGUCCCUUAAAUAGAAUCGAUGUUAGCAGUAACGAUUUUAGUAGUUAUGCUAAUUCCAUGUGGUGUGUCAUUGUUACAAGCACUACUUUGGGAUAUGGUGAUUAUUAUACAAGAACAUUAUUAGGACGUAUAGUAAUGAGUGUGGUUUGUAUAUUGGGUAACUUUGUUGUGUCAUCAAUGAUUGUGAUCAUCACAAAUGAGUCAUAUUUAACUACAUUGGAAAACAAGGUUGUCAUUCUCAUUGAUCGUUUGAGUUUAAAAAAACAAAUGUAAUAGGAGGCAGCAAUGAUUAUUACCAUAUUUGGUCGUAUGCAUUAUGCCAAAAGACAUCUUGAUUUGACAGAAGAUGAAUUCAUAAACAUGAGCAAAAAGAUGAAAAAAUACGCUAUUCAGUUAAAGUUAACCACUCGUAAAUAUGUUGCAGCCAGAGCUUUGGGAAGCUAAUUGGAAGAAAUCAAUAGUGGAUUUAAUUCACUUAAGGAAAAUCUUAAAUAGACAUCAUAGUUGUAGGAGGAAUUAAUAAAGGCAAACGAAAAUCUUAUUUAUAAGAUAGACAACAAAUGA
This is a messenger RNA of Paramecium tetraurelia, 1287 nucleotides long. RefSeq lists its product as uncharacterized. The transcript has 6 exons. Gene Ontology annotation, biological process: potassium ion transport. The record is from RefSeq and is a predicted model, not a curated record. NCBI's taxonomy places the organism in Eukaryota, Ciliophora, Oligohymenophorea, Peniculida, Parameciidae. Gene Ontology annotation, cellular component: plasma membrane. Gene Ontology annotation, molecular function: calmodulin binding; small conductance calcium-activated potassium channel activity.